AUGCCUGCUCCGACAGCCCUCAAGCAGCCUCCUCCUGCUCCCGAACAGCAGGCUGCCCCCGCGAUCACCAACGAGAACGAAGAUGAACUCCUCAUCGAUAUCCAGCAGGCUGCGGCCACUCUGACAGAUCCCAACGCUGCGGAGCCUCCAGAAGAGACCAUGGAGAACGAGAUGGCGGUUGAUGAGGAAGGCAGGCCAAGGUUUGCGCCGGGAAAGAAUAUUGAUCCUAUUCGGCGGAUUGAGACGAGAAAGAUCCCGAUUCCGCCGCAUCGCAUGUCUGCUCUGAAGGCAAACUGGACUAAGAUGUACGAGGAUCCCUUGAAAAAACACAGCCCAGAACUCUUUUCGUAUACUAACCUGUCGUUUAGCUAUCCUCCUCUGGUUGAUCAUUGCAAGCUCCAAGUGCGCAUGAACAUCAAGGAGAAACGGGUCGAGCUGCGGUCCAGCAAGUACACCGUCAGCAACGAGGCUCUCCAGAUGGGCGCCGACUUCGUCUCCGCUUUCGCCAUGGGCUUUGACAUCGACGACGCUAUUGCGCUCUUGCGUCUCGAUUCGUUGUAUAUUCAGUCGUUCGAUAUUAAGGAUGUUCGCCAGACACUCGGCCCGGAUGCUCUUUCUCGUGCGAUUGGUCGUAUUGCUGGCAAGGAUGGAAAAACUAAGUUCGCGAUUGAGAACGCGACGAAAACACGUAUUGUCCUUGCCGGGUCCAAAGUUCACAUACUUGGUGCCUUCGAGAAUAUCGGCAUGGCCCGCGAGAGCAUUGUCUCUCUGGUUCUUGGCGCUCAGCCAGGCAAGGUUUACAACAACCUCAGAAUAAUUGCUUCGAGGAUGAAGGAGAGAUGGUGA
Thermochaetoides thermophila DSM 1495 is the source of this 846-nucleotide messenger RNA. RefSeq lists its product as uncharacterized. Bases 1 to 846 code for a protein of 281 amino acids. Gene Ontology annotation, cellular component: nucleolus. Gene Ontology annotation, molecular function: RNA binding. The record is from RefSeq and is a predicted model, not a curated record. Lineage: Eukaryota; Fungi; Ascomycota; Sordariomycetes; Sordariales; Chaetomiaceae. The transcript has 6 exons.